Schizosaccharomyces japonicus yFS275 is the source of this 654-nucleotide messenger RNA. Its product is annotated as Nem1-Spo7 complex regulatory subunit Spo7. NCBI's taxonomy places the organism in Eukaryota, Fungi, Ascomycota, Schizosaccharomycetes, Schizosaccharomycetales, Schizosaccharomycetaceae. Bases 1 to 654 code for a protein of 217 amino acids. Gene Ontology annotation, molecular function: protein phosphatase regulator activity. The transcript has a single exon. The record is from RefSeq and is a predicted model, not a curated record.
AUGUCCCUCUCCUACAAUGACCCGUCCGCCGUGUAUUACAAUCUGCUUAUUCUGGAAGCAUCAUUUCGUGAGACGUACCUUUCUCUGAGAGCGAGACGCUGGAAGUAUCUUUUGUUUUUGAGUGCGAUUUUCGUGUGGAACGCGAGUUUCUGUUACUGUGUGUUUUGGCAGCCAUCAGUGUAUGCGUUGCUUGCACUGCUCCAAAAGUUAUGUUGUUUGACGGGUGUUGUUACUCUGCUACUCUUUUGUUUCUCGGGACUGUAUUCAAGUACAAUUGUUUAUCCAACCAAAUACGUCUUGUAUACGAAUAAGACGUUACGACUCUUCUACGUCCGGCUUGUCGUGACACCGUUCUCUCUGUUUCAGUGGCGACGGCCGCUUGAUGCAGGUGUGCAUCUAGUGUUGUCAAGCAAGGCUUUUGACAUUGCUUUUAUAGAUGGAUGGGAGUACUUCCGGACGCAGUACCUCUUGGCUCAAAAUCGUCGUAAGAAGAUGCGUCCACGCAAACAGAAGCGACCACCACGCAGACAACGGCCUCCACCAAGUUCCAUGCGGACACGACGUCAAGCAGUUGGGGAUGCCGACGGGACUGGUUCUUCUAGAUGGGCUGAAUCCAUGAUGCCUAGUGAGCCCCUUCGGCGUGUUACAGAAUAG